GUGAGUGUUAAGAAUUGUGGUCUGGGUGGGUAUUUAUCAACCAUCCAUUAGUUAUCCACAAUUGUAAUAUUAGUUGCAUACAAAAUUUACUUGAACGAAAAGAAAAAGUUGUAAGCAAUUAGAGUUUGGUAUUGAUAUUUUCUGAUUCAUGUCCAAUUUUCACCCAAACAUGCAAGCCAAUCUACACCCCAUCUCUGCAUCUCAUGUCAAGCCUUCAAUCAAAAUUGUUAGCACUUUAAAUGAAAACUACCAAACCAAUCCCCAAUCCUCAGUAGGCAAAAUCAAACGCCUUGUUCUCACACAAGAAGGCAGAACCAAACUGAAUACUUACUCAGACAGAGAUUUUUAUGCAUACCCACGCUUGGUUACUCACGUUGAUGAUGGCUUCAUUUCUACACUUACCAAUGUUUAUAGAGAAAGGCUGAGACCUGACACAGAGAUACUUGAUCUCAUGAGCUCAUGGAUUAGCCAUCUACCCAAUGAUGUCAAGUACAAAAGAGUUGUGGGGCAUGGGUUGAAUGCACAAGAGCUUGCAAAGAAUCCAAGACUGGAUUACUUUUUUAUAAAGGAUCUGAACAAGGAUCAGCAACUUGAACUUGAGAGUUGCAGUUUUGAUGCAGUGGUAUGUACAGUUAGUGUGCAGUAUCUCCAACAACCAGAGAAGGUGUUUGCAGAGGUGUUCAGAGUGCUAAAGCCAGGAGGGGUGUUCAUUGUGAGUUUUAGCAACAGAAUGUUUUAUGAGAAAGCCAUAAGUUCAUGGAGGGAAGGUACUGCUUAUAGCAGGGUUCAACUUGUGGUUCAGUACUUCCAAUCUGUGGAAGGUUUCACAGAGGCAGAGGUAGUUCGAAAGCUACCAACUACUAAAGGUGCUCAAGAGAACAAGUCACCAUUGGGUUGGAUUAUGGGGCUUUUUGGAUUGCUGUCAGGAUCAGAUCCCUUUUAUGCAGUGAUUGCUUACAGGAAUUUCAAACCCAUACAAGAUGAUUGAGUUAGAGGAUUGUUGUGAAUGUUGAAAAUGUGCUAAGUUACUGGUUAAGUUUAAAUUGUGUUCAGACUUCGUUACUUUCUAAAGCAAAUUGGAUAUAGAAACGAACAUUUGGUUUAUAUGCUGCAAGUAAAUAACAUUAUGGCAUCGAGGCGAACCAAUGAUAUUUUAACACUAGUUCUAAUAAAUUAUGCAUCGUUUAGUGUA
Lotus japonicus is the source of this 1192-nucleotide messenger RNA. RefSeq lists its product as uncharacterized. The coding region runs from base 149 to 988 and encodes 279 amino acids. Gene Ontology annotation, molecular function: S-adenosylmethionine-dependent methyltransferase activity. The record is from RefSeq and is a predicted model, not a curated record. Lineage: Eukaryota; Viridiplantae; Streptophyta; Magnoliopsida; Fabales; Fabaceae. The transcript is spliced from 2 exons.